Messenger RNA from Salvelinus sp. IW2-2015, 1570 nucleotides. The record is from RefSeq and is a predicted model, not a curated record. Lineage: Eukaryota; Metazoa; Chordata; Actinopteri; Salmoniformes; Salmonidae.
CUUCUCUCCAGGGUCUUGGUACGCAAGACAACACUCUGAUAAGGAUCAUGAUCUGUCGUUCUGAGAUAGACAUGCUGGAUAUCCGGGAGUGCUUCCGUAUGUGCUAUGAGAAGUCCCUGUACAACAUGAUCAAGGAAGACACAUCAGGAGAUUACAAGAGGACUCUGCUCGCCCUGUGUGGAGGAGAUGAUGACCUWGCAGGAGAGUUCUUCCCAGAGGCAGCUCAGCUAGCCUACAAGAUGUGGGAAACAAGUGCCAUGACCAAAGUUCAGCUCAGACCAACCAUCCGUCCUGCCAGUGAUUUUGACCCGGCUGAUGAUGCUCAGAACCUGAGGAAAGCCAUGAAAGGCUUUGGCACAGAUGAAGACGUCAUCAUUAACAUUGUGGCUAACAGGAGCAACGAGCAGAGACAGGAGAUCAGACAGGCCUUUAAGUCCAUCCUCGGCAGGGACCUGAUGAAGGAUCUGAAGUCUGAGCUCUCUAAGAACCUGGAGAGGCUGAUUAUCGGCCUGAUGCUGACGCCCGCUGAGUUUGACGCCAAGAUGAUGAGGAAAGCGAUGGAGUGUUCCAAGAGUUUGUCCGAUYCAGCAAUAAGGACAUUGAACAGAUCAUCAAGAAGGAGAUGUCUGGAGACGUGAAACAGGCCAUGUAUGGCAUAGUUCGGAGUGUAAAGAACCAGCCUAGUUACUUUGCUGAGCGCCUGUACAAAGCCAUGAAGGGUAUGGGCACAGACGACAGGGCUCUCAUCCGCAUCAUGGUCUCACGCAGCGAAGUCGACCUUUUCAAUAUUCGCAAAGAGUUCAAGGAGACUCACGACUGCUCUCUCCAUGAAUUCAUCCAGGUAGAAACUAUGGUUGGUGAUACCUCAGGAGACUACCGUAAGACCCUGCUGAUGCUGUGUGGAGGACAAGACUAGAACCAGAACCACCCGGCAGGCUUCCAGAAGGCUCUAGAACACCAGUGGAGCUUCUAGAACCCUCUAGAACGCCAACUGAAGCUGUCAAUCUACCGGUCAACUGUGCUGUGCGUGCAUCCCCAUUGAACCCAGUGGGGAUAGUCAGUCUGCUCUGUUUGUCCCACACCGCUGCCACUCCUCUGCCAAAGUGACCUAUGACCUCAACAGCCUCCCCACAUAGUCCCUGUUCCGUUCAGCCUUCCUAGCUUCCUUGAAGUAAUCACAGAUCUAAUUGGGUUCAAGUGAUUUUAGGGUGCUAAACUUGCUAUACUUACACCUAUCGCUAACUAAUGAUGCAUUUCUAAAGAAGUGGAACAGGAGCCAAAGCUCUGUGCUGUCACCUCCGUGUCAGCUAGCCUGUCUUCUUCAUGUCAAACCUUUCUUUUUUUUACAGAACUUCUGUAGUGUUCGUGGUAUUUACAUUGAAAGUGAGAGAUAGGAAACUGCUUGGCUAUGUGUCUAACUGUCAACCUAUUGAAGACUUGAAGUGUUUUUUUGUAUAACGCUUCUACAAUGCGAUAGGUCAAUAGGUCAUCCAUCCAAUGAAUACUGUAUGGUUUUAGGAACGUUACAUUGUUUCGCCUGAUAAUUAAAGGAAUGCGUCAUAGUACUGUA